Molecule: messenger RNA, 330 nt
Organism: Parnassius apollo (apollo)
Lineage: Eukaryota; Metazoa; Arthropoda; Insecta; Lepidoptera; Papilionidae
Source: the annotation of a GenBank genome assembly
AUGAAUGAUCUGAUAUGCGCUCAGAAGGAAUUAUCACUCGACGAAAGUAUGAUUCUCUACAGAGGUCGUUUAUUAUUUAGGCAAUAUAUAAAAAACAAGAAGCACAAAUAUGGGAUGAAGCUGUACAUGCUCACAGAGCCCGAUGGCCUCGUUCUGAGACUGCAUCUGUAUGGAGGCUCCGCCGAUAUAACAUGUGGAAAAGGACACACAGUAAAGGUGGUGCUGCACCUAUUGAAAGAUUUUGUAGAGAAAGGGCAUUCAGUUUAUAUGGACAACUUCUACAAUGGGUAUAAUUUAGCCGCGAAGUUGCUUACUCACAAGACUUACUGA